Molecule: messenger RNA, 682 nt
Organism: Clunio marinus
Lineage: Eukaryota; Metazoa; Arthropoda; Insecta; Diptera; Chironomidae
Source: the annotation of a GenBank genome assembly
GUGUGUGGCAUGAAUAUUUCAGUCUGGAACUUGUGAUCGUGAAGAAAAGGCCAAAUCAUUUUGAAUUAUGUCGCAGUUGGAACAAGUUUAUGAGCCUCGGUUAUGUCAUGUUUCGAAACGGGCUGACUUCGAUGGUUACGGAUUUAACCUUCAUGCAGAAAAAGGUCGUCCAGGUCAAUAUAUAGGAAAAGUAGAUGUAAAUUCACCAGCUGAAUCUUCAGGACUUCGGCAAGGGGACAGGAUACUUGAAGUUAAUGGGGUUAGCAUUGGUGCUGAUACUCAUAAACAGGUUGUUGAAAAAAUAAAGGCGAUUUCAGAAUACACAAAAUUACUUAUAAUUGAUCCAAAAGCUGACAUUAAUAAUCCUAAACAAUUGGAAGCUAUUGAAAAAAUGAAGGCAACAAUGAAUAGUAUUGAAAGUCAGGAGAAGAACAACUCCCAUACAGACAUGAACUCAUCAGAGGACAAUAAAGAUAUUUCAAGAGAGUCACGUUCGGAAAAAGAUGAAGCUACACUUGAAACAUUUCGAAGUGAAGAUUCGGAGGAAUCUUCGGUGGGUGUGCUCCAACUUCCUAUAACCGUGGCUGAAAUGCGUGCCCAACUUAAAAACAAAAAACGCCCAGAUCCUAAAACUGAAGGAUUAGAUGUGAGAAAGAAGUAUGAUAUAAUUCAGAAAAUGUAA